GAUUUGGCUCGCUAGUGUAAAUUUCGACGAUUUUGGACACCGUUUUACUAGCCUAUCGAUCCUGAAGAAUGACGACGACAACCACUUUUCAAGGCUUGGACCCUGGUUCUAAGAGCAGCUCCAGGGUCCUGCGUCCACCGGGCGGAGGCUCCAACAUCAGCUUCGGCAAUGAGGAAGAGAAACCUGUCAACCGUAAAGACAAAAUGGCCUCCAGUAUUUUUGCUGAACCAGAAGACCCUCAUGCUCAUCGAAGGAACAAUCCACCCGGUGGAGCGCCUAGUGGUGUGCUGUGCGGGGAACCCUCAGCUCCACUGAGGAGAUGUCACACUCAAGCUGCUGCUCAAAAUAACACUACACCAGAGGAAAGCACAACUGGUGACGGUGAGACUUUGAACGCCGAAAACACAGAGGAGCCAGAGUCGGUGCCGGAGCAGAAAGAGGAGACUCAAGCACACGCGACAGCGCAGGCCGCCGGUCUGUCCUCGGGCCGCAGAAAUCCACCCGGAGGCAAAUCCAGCCUUAUCCUGGGCUGA
This is a messenger RNA of Chanos chanos (milkfish), 533 nucleotides long. It is a transcript of the gene jpt1a, whose product is annotated as Jupiter microtubule associated homolog 1a. NCBI's taxonomy places the organism in Eukaryota, Metazoa, Chordata, Actinopteri, Gonorynchiformes, Chanidae. Bases 69 to 533 code for a protein of 154 amino acids. The transcript is spliced from 5 exons. The record is from RefSeq and is a predicted model, not a curated record. Gene Ontology annotation, cellular component: nucleus.